Messenger RNA from Nannospalax galili (Upper Galilee mountains blind mole rat), 1989 nucleotides. RefSeq names its product mitochondrial fission regulator 1 like (gene Mtfr1l). The transcript has 7 exons. The record is from RefSeq and is a predicted model, not a curated record. Lineage: Eukaryota; Metazoa; Chordata; Mammalia; Rodentia; Spalacidae. Gene Ontology annotation, biological process: aerobic respiration; mitochondrial fission. Bases 249 to 1127 code for a protein of 292 amino acids. Gene Ontology annotation, cellular component: mitochondrion.
GCACUCGGCGCCGGAAUCCGCCGGGCAAAGUUCGGCCCCAGCCCAGGGCCUCCAGGUCGAGGCCCUUCUCGGCGCAGCUCGGGUCUGGAGACGGAGACCGCGCGCGAACAGCCGGCCACCGCCGCGGAGGGGCCGAGAACAGGAAAUCUUGUGCUCCUGGAGAUGGCUUGAUAUGAAGGAGCCACACCUCCCAUUUUCCCAAGCUGCCCUGUGGCUGCCUUGCCCUUCUAGUGCAGGAGCUGGCUGAAAUGUCAAGAAUGGAAGCCAAUGUGACUAUCCCAAUCUGGCAAAACAAGCCACAUGGGGCUGCUCGAAGUGUAGUCAGAAGAAUUGGGACCAACCUGCCCCUGAAACCAUGUCCCCGGGCAUCCUUUGAGACCCUGCCCAACAUCUCUGACCUCUGUUUGAGAGAUGUGCCCCCAGUCCCUACUCUGGCUGACAUCGCCUGGAUUGCUGCAGAUGAAGAGGAAACAUAUGCCCGGGUCAGGAGCGAUACGCGCCCCCUGAGACACACCUGGAAGCCUAGCCCUCUGAUUGUCAUGCAGCGAAAUGCCUCAGUGCCCAAUCUACGUGGGUCUGAGGAGAGGCUCCUAGCCCUGAAGAAGCCAGCCCUGCCUGCCCUAAGCCGCACUACAGAGCUGCAAGAUGAGCUGAGCCACCUGCGCAGUCAGAUUGCCAAGAUAGUAGCAGCUGAUGCAGCUUCGGCUUCAUUAACGCCAGAUUUCUUAUCUCCAGGAAGUUCAAAUGUCUCUUCUCCUUUACCUUGUUUUGGAUCCUCAUUCCACUCUACAACUUCCUUUGUCAUUAGUGACAUCACGGAGGAGACUGAGGUAGAGGUCCCUGAGCUUCCAACAGUCCCCCUGCUUUGUUCUGCCAGCCCUGAAUGUUGCAAACCAGAACAUAAAGCUACCUGCAGCUCGUCUGAAGAAGAUGACUGCAUCUCUCUGUCCAAGGCCAGCAGCUUUGCAGACAUGAUGGGUAUCUUGAAGGAUUUCCACCGGAUAAAACAGAGCCAAGAUCUGAGUCGGAGUUUAAUGAAGGAAGAGGACCCUGCUGUGCUCAUCUCUGAGGUCCUAAGGAGGAAGUUUGCUCUGAAGGAAGAAGACUUCAGUAGAAAGGGAAACUGACAGCACUUCCAACUCUGCAGAACUCAGUCUCAUGCUCCUGAAUUCCUUCAAUAGCUGCCUUCCUCACUGCAGAUGUUUCUGCCUCUCAGAAUCUGCACGUCUUGCUGACGAGCUAGGGCUUGGGCUGAAAGAGAAGAGCUGGAUUCUGUUACCCUUACUUCAACCUUAGCAGAAGCUGAGGUCUGUGGUUUGAGCUGAGACAUUUGUUGCAGGUCAUCGUGUAGGGUGGGGUGUCGCCAUUGAAGGGGUGAAAUGGAAGUUUUGUUUUUUUCUUGUUCCUGUAUGAAAAUAGGCCCUAAGUGAAUGACUUACCACUGCAUUAGCCUCCAUAAAUGGUCUCAUCGGACAUUUCCUGCACAGCUUUCACUCAGCAGUUUCUUUGCAGCAGAGCUGAGGGGAAGGGGCUCUUAAUGUACUUGUUCACAGGGCAGGGAAGAUCUUAUGCUGCUCAAUCGUAACCCACACCAAUGCCCAGCAAUCACCGUUUCCCUCUCUAGAUAAUAGAGGUCAGGCCACUGGACCAGCUGAUACUUGGGAGUGCUACUGGGAGGCCUGGGCUAUUUUUUCUUAAACAUAUUUUAUAAUACUGUACAACCAGAUCUGCCCUCCAAGGCCUCAUCAGUAUACUAACAAUUUUUUCUUCCAUGGACUUUUAAGUCCAGCUAGGAAGGAGAAAUGGGGAGGGGAAAGAGAUGCCACCCUUCUUCCAGGCCACUGACUAACUGUUCUGGGUUGGGCCGAGGUUUGUACCUACCACAUCAUGCAUGAUUCGAGUGCCCUCGGGGCCCUUUUCUUUAUGGUAUGUAUACUGUGUUUGAGUUGAAGCACUACCUGAGAUUAAAUGAAGGAUUUGGAGAAAGUG